Molecule: messenger RNA, 5718 nt
Organism: Planococcus citri (citrus mealybug)
Lineage: Eukaryota; Metazoa; Arthropoda; Insecta; Hemiptera; Pseudococcidae
Product: mucin-17-like
Exons: 16
Coding region: 1013-4291 (1092 amino acids)
Source: RefSeq, a predicted model, not a curated record
CAGCUAGCUUCAAUCGUUUUAUUUCAUUCGUUCCGUGUAGAUCUACCUCUGUAAUACGUUAUCUAUCGUUUCUACAAUAAUUGUCUGUGUCUCUUUCAGAUAACAAACAAUGAAUUGAAAAUUGACCAUAAUCUGCUGAUAAAGGUCUUCUCUUCAACCAGCGCAGCAGCAUCAUCGAUCCGAUCACUGAUAUCGUGGUACCAUCGUUCAUUUUACUACUGUUGAUUACAUAGCUUAAGUACAUAGAUACGUUAGACGUUAGAACUCGGCAUGGUUGCACGUGAAUUCAUUUUAAUGAUUUUUAGCAAGAAAUUUCUGUGAUAGUUUCCAACGUCAAGUAAUUUUUUCACGAUCUUGGCGCAAGAUGACACCGUGUAAUUUUGGAAAUGUGUACGAAUAGAUGUUUUUUCUCGUGUACCUGUAAAGAAUUGUUUCUUUUGCUUCGAGUGAAGGAUUCUCAAUUUCCGUGAAAAAAGGAAAUUAAAAUUUUAAAGAUUUUAUUAGGUACAUUCAAUUAGUUUUUGAGAAACCUUGGAAGAUUUGAAAACAAAUGGAGGAAACACCAAUAGUGUUGGGCAAAUUCGCGAAUAUUCUUUUUUUGCUUGCGCAUGCGCAAGAAUAUGCGCAUAUUCUUGCGCAUAUUCCGCAGAUUCUUUUCAAAAAAUUAGAAAAUUAUUGCCUAGUUUAGAGAUAAUAGGGAAAAGGUUUUGGUAACUUUCAAAUUAUUGAGGAAAAUUGGAAAUUUAUAAAGAAAAGUAGUUGUAAAACUUGUAAAUUGUGGAAAAUUGUAGAAAAAUCUUCAAAUUUUUUGAAAAAAGUCCCGAUUUUUAUUUUUUUGAGAGAAUAUUCUCCAAGCGUUUGAGAAUAUUCGCGAAUAUUCGCGAAUAUUCUCAGAUUAUGCGCAUUGAGAAUAUUCUCAGGCCAACACUAAACACCAAUUGUUGAUUUGCUCGAAUUAUUUUACAAUAAGAAAUUUUUUGCUGCAUCGUUUGACCAGUGAGCCAGUAAGCUGAUGACUGAAAUUUUCCAAAUGGAUCCUUUUGAAAAUUUAAAGACAACGAAAGGUCAUUUGGAUACUUGCAUACAAGUAUGUGUUCAAGAGCAUCUCAUUUUAAAGGAUAAAUUCGAGAAAAUUCAAAUAUCCUCUAGUAAAGUCUGUGAAGAACGCGAGACGCUGAAAGCUAAUUUAAACUCGGUCAAUGAAAGAAACCAAGGAUUACAAAAAGAACUUAUUUCUGCGAACGAGAAAAAUGAAGAACUACAGAAGCAACUCGCUGCUUUUAAUAAGAAAACCGAAGAACUACAAAAGCAACUCGCUGCUUUUAAUAAGAAAACCGAAGAACUACAGAAAAAAUUAUCUGGUUCUCAAGAAAAAAACACAGGCUUACAAAAAGAACUAACGGAGUCGGGAUCGUUAUUGAACGAAGCAUUGAAUAAAAAUGCCGAAUUGGAGACGACGCUGAACGAAGCAAAAGUCGAAAUCAAAGAUGUUAAAUCAAAACUCACUUUGGCUCAGAAUAAUAAAAUGAAACUCGACAAGGAAUUGCAUCUCGUGCGUAAGAAUUUGUCCAGAGUUGAAAAAGAAAAAAAUAAAUUCAAAUCAAUGUACGAAACUCUACAUAAACAACUUCAAAAUAUGGUGGGUUCGUUGAGUAAACAUACAGACAGUGGUUCCGAAAAGACCGCGAGCGAAUGCGAAGAAGUUAUUUUGAGUAGCGAUGACGAAGGUGUUCCGCGCCCUUUUUCAAAUGGUGCACAGUGCGAUGAUAAGAGUAUUUUAGAGAUAUCGAAAACUGCUGCUGAAUCGACUCCUCUGGUAAUUGAUGUUCGAAGUCCUCAGAGUAAUUCUCCACUCUCACCUAGACGAAGUACUCGUACAGCUAGCAGAAGUCCCGUUUCUACAGAUUUGAUCGUUUCGAGAGAUUUGUCGAAAUCCUUGGUUGCAUCAACGAGCGAUGAAGUCAAAGGUAAUCAGUCUUCUGCAAGCGCGAAUCAAAGGGAUACUCGGUCCACCGCUCAUCAUAGCCCAAUUUCUCCAAUUUCAACGCGUGCUUUUCAAGGAGCUAAUCGUGCAGCUUCUCCUGUCUCGUUUGCAAGCGUAAAGAUACCAAACCGACCUAAUCCGACAAGUGCAGCAAUUUCGCCGAAAGGAGAUGCUCGUGAUGGUAGUCGCAGUCCUAUUGCUUCAAUACUUAAGCCAUCAAGUACCCCACCGAAAGCUGUGUCUGUAUCGACAGAUGCUGGAAAUCGCUCGUCUUCUAGUUUGGUAGCGGAGGCACAAAGUAGACCUAUUCAAACGAGCCCUGUAUUUUCUCCGAGAAUUACAAACGUACAAAGUAGACCCAAUCUUGAUCGUCGUAGUCCUCUUUCUUCGAUUCUCAAGACAGCUGCGCCUUUAUCGACUGAAGGUACUCAUGGAAUUGAUCGAUCAGCCUCUCCUGUAUCAUUUGCAAGUAGACUUAAUCAAACCACCGCUCCGGUCUCGCCAAGAAAAGAUAACCGUGAUGGUCGCCAUAGUCCAAUUUCUUCCAGCCUUAUCAUAUCUUCGCAGAAUGCAUCCAAAGCGGCAUCAGCUUCGACUGGUAAAGACGAAACCAACCGUCCUUCUACUCCUUUGAUUGUUCGCUUUCAAAGCAAACCUGACCAAGAAAAGAAUGUAAUUACGCCUCAAAAAGUAUCUCCUGUUUCGAAUACUAUUACGCCAGAAAUCCAAUCAAAAAGUGUACCUGCUACAACUGAAGCAGCGAAUAAAGAAACCAGUCCACCGUCUCCUGCUUUAAUUCGAAAUAGUCCACCUGCGGUUACAUUAGUUUCACCGAGACCUGAAACUCGACAUUUACUACGUCGUAGUCGUAGUCCUAUUUCUUCCAUCCCUACUACAUCACGAGACCAAAAUAAUGCUAAGCCAUCAUCGACCAAUAGUGUUUCAACUGUUGAUAAUAAAUCAAAUGCACCAUCUACUGCAUCGACACAAAGCAAUCAAGCAGUUACUCCGGUUCCACAAAAAACAGAUUCUCGGGAUCUUCGUCGUAGUCCGAUUUCCAUUUCAUUUGCAUCUCCUCAACAAUCAAAAAACGAAAAUGUCUCAACGAAUGCAGCAGGUAACAAACAGGACAAUCGUACCUCUUCUUCGGUGAUUACUGGUGCACAGGAUGAUCGAAGUAUUGCUACUACAACACCGAUCAAAGAUCAACGUGGAACCGAUCCGAUUCCGAGCUCUUCUUCAAUUGGAUCUAAAGCUUCAGGUGAUAAGAAUCCUGCUGUUCAGUCCGGUUCUACUCCUGGUGUACGAAUUACAGUUGAAAUGUCGUCAGACAGCAAGACAGAUUCAACUUCAAAAACUAAAAAAACGUCUCCCAUCAACGCAGGAAAACCAUCUACUCUGCCAGUUCUGCCUUCUUCUCUCGAUACCGGAAUGUGUUCUCGUUCGCCUAAAAGAAAUGAAUCGGCCAAUGACGACGAAUCUAGACCCGAAGAACUGAUGCCUUUGUUGUUUCCGGGAUUACUGAAUACCCCGCCCGAAAAGGAAUCAUCUGGUGCUGAAAAUAUAAAUACAGCUAGUUCGAGUGUAUUCGCCUCAGACGACGAUGCAGAAUCUUCAUCGACUAUUUCGCAAUCGGUUUCUAGUACACUGUCUAAAUUCAGUACUCAGUUCACAGCAGCUGGGCUCGAGUAUCCCAAAGUUUGUUUAACUCCUAUCAAGGUUUCUGAAGAGCUGCUGGCAAGUAUUUCUCGUCUAGGGAAAAAAAAGAAAAAUCCAUCUCCUGAAGAAGGAACAAGUUCGAAGAAACGUAGGAAAUCCGUGCCAAGCGAACCCUUAAGGAAAAUUUCUCCUCGCAAGAUCAAGCAAAAAAUAAUGUGUUUUAUUUGUAAAAAAGAAAAUCGCUGUGAUGAUGGGUAUUGGACUGAUAGGGAACUCGAUGAGCACAUUUUGAAUUGUCACCGUUAUUCGAAUUAUGUUGACCUAUACCUAAGAUGUCCUUAUAGCGAAGGAGAAUGUAAUAGGCACUUCAGAUUAUUAAAAGCACUUCGUGAGCAUGUUCGAAUGCACCACCAAGGAGAAACUUUGAGUUUACAUAAAAUGGAACGAUUAUUGUCCUGUUCGAAUUGUUCACUAUUAUUUACGUGUAAAACCGACUUGAACCAUCAUGUUCUUCGGAAACACAUUGGAUCAAAAAAAUCUGCGAAAUCGCCCAGCCAUUCUUUUCAGCAAAAUUUGGUUGCUGCAAGAGACCGAAAUUCGUGGCUAAAAGAUUUGGGAAAAAAUUGUUACACGAGUCAUGAUGAGUAAAUGUUCAAAAAGAACGUAAUUCAUUUUAUACUCAUCAUUUUUACCUAUAAUGAUUACUCAGUACUGUGAAUUUUGUUCCUCAAUGUUUUAAUCCUAAUAUUGUUAUACUUGAAUAACCCAGGUACGUAACUGGUAGGCUAGUGUUAUUUCUAGUUUUAUUAAAAUUAACUCGAGUGCUCUAGGUACCUAUUAUGUAUUAUCGUUGAAAUGCGUUUGUUUAUAAGACAGUUUUUUCUACUGCUUUUUUGUAAUGAAUCCAUCUGCUAUCAACGUUUAUAAUUUUUUAUUUGAUUUUGUUUUUUUGUACUAAAUCGUGUGUCUGCAUUUGACUUACUUAAAUUACGAAUAAUAAGACCUAUAGUUGAAUCGGUGAGAACAGAAAGGGGCCAAGUCCAUUUUCGCAGUUUUUAGGAAUAACAAAAAACUGCAGAUUAAUUCGAAAAUCCAAAAUUUUUGCUGAACAUGCUUGAGGUCAUUGAAAGAGAACCCCAAGACACAAUUUUUCUAAAAUUUCUCUUGAAAUUGCUCGGGCACGGAAUGGGACUUGAUUCUAAAUCUAAGUACAUCAUUUAGACUGCUAUCUCGUUUAAAUUGACCAAAAAAAACCCUUGAGGAGUAAAACUUUUUGCCGAAGUUGUUAAUUUUUUCGUCUUUUCUCAUUACAGAGAUGAACUUGAAUUUCAAAAAAUGGUCUUCUUGAAAAUGUUAGUUAUUUUUCAAGGAAUUCAAAAAAUGUAACAAAAAAGUCAUCAAUGCGGACCCAGCUCUUUUCUGCACCCAAAUACCACGUUCCCGGCAGUUUUGCGGAAAUCUGACAUCACCAGUCGAUCCGCCGUAUUUCAAAACCCACAUAUCCGUGACAAAAAAAUUCCAAAAUUGUGACUUGGUCCCUUUCUGUUCUCACUGAUUCAAUUCAACUUAUCUGUUUUCUUCUCAAUUUACAGUUAUGAAGAGGAUAUCAUUCUCGCUUUAUCAAUUUUUAUUCAAAUUUUACUGAUUGUACAUUUAGUAAGACGUAGGUACUUGCUCAGUUGCUUAGUUGAUAUGUUUCCGUGUAUUAUUUGUUGAAUUAUUUUAUAAAUAUUAUGUUCGAAAAUUCCAAAUUAGCAAUUCCCAUUCGCAGCGUUUUGACAUAAACAGAUUAGACACUAGGAGUAAGUAAUGAAAAACAAAACACCUAAAAGUAUUAUGUUUUAUAAUUAAUGAAAAGUAAGUUUAAAUUUUAUUUUUAAAUGUACAAAGUUUUAUGCAAUUUUUUGUUUGUUCAACUUUUUUCACGGGUAACUUUGUGCUUUACUCAGGAAAAAUUUAGCGUCAUUUGAUUUUGUUCGUUUGUUGUUUUUUCAAAUACCAGUACCUGAGUAUUGACAGUAUUAUUGUUAUUUUUUAUUUCGAAUAAAUUUAGUCAUCAGACUAGAUGGGUAAUA